Paramecium octaurelia is the source of this 1193-nucleotide messenger RNA. The record is from the annotation of a GenBank genome assembly. NCBI's taxonomy places the organism in Eukaryota, Ciliophora, Oligohymenophorea, Peniculida, Parameciidae.
AAUUAAUCAGAAAAUGGAUCUCUUUGGAUUGGUGUAGACAGCUGUUGAUUUGGCUAAAGCACACGAAGAAAAUGGUGAAGAGGUCAAAUUCUUUAGACUUAAAUUGUCAUCUCUCUAAGAAUAAUUAUAGAAAUUAGAAUAGAAGGAUUUCCAGUAAUGGUUUGCGUAUAUUGUAGAAUCAAUGUCCAAUUGCAAGGCUAGAUUAAAAAGGAAUUGACAGAGUCUUCUCAAUUACUCUCCAAAUUACCAGAACGCAGCUCAUAGUAUUAAUUUAAUAUAAAAUAUAGUAUUAAUACAAUUCUUUCCAAAUUGCCUUUUGGGAGUGUUUACAAUGAUAUCAAAGAUAAAUCAUAGGCUUUAGAUCGACUUAGUCUGCAAUUGAACAAUCAUUUAAUAACAAGUUUGGCUCUUGCUUAGACGAGUGUGGCUGAGAAAUAAGCGAAUGUUACAACCCAUGUAGAGGAAACUUAGAUUGAUGAUGAUCAGAUAGUUCAAAGUAAGAGAAAAAUAAAAAUUAGGUAAUCAAUCCCAAGGAAAGAUCUAAUUAAAGUUGAUUGCAGAGGACCACAUUAAACAAUAGUUUAGAAUGAAUAUCAUAAAUACAAUAGAAGUGAUUGAGUUAAAAUUUGGCAAUAAAGAUAUCAAUGAGCUGGAAGUGUUUAAAUUUGGCAGAGAAUAUUAUAGAAAAUUGUAGAUGGAAGUUUAGCAGGUGUAAACUAUUUCUAGAGAACAUGCAGUUAUAACAUGCAUUAGAAAAUAAAAAUAAAAAUUUGAUAGCGAUAAUUUCGAAGUACCAUAAAAAAAAAUUAAAAUUGAUAAACCAACUGAAUAACAUUAACCUUAAUAACAAGAGUAUAUAUCAAUCUUAUUUUAGAAUAUUUUACACCUGCAUUGAUAAUUCUUAAUAAUAAGAAGAAGCAAAGCCAGGCGAUGAGAAUAAUAACUAUGAAUACAUUUUUAAGUUAUAAAAUAAAAGCCCAAAUGGAAUAUUUAUUUAUAGAGAUGAGGAAUAGACCAAAAAUAAUGAUGAGGUAACAAUUAAAUCAAUUUAUUAGAUUAUUCUUGGUACUUGGACAAGGAUUGUAAACAACAAAACUAUUGUUUUGAAAUCAAAAGAUAAAAUUGCAAUAUUAAUGAAAAAACCAGAAUAUAAGUAACCUUUAAUUGCAUAUGAAUUCAUUAUGCUAUUGUGA